Molecule: messenger RNA, 609 nt
Organism: Salvia splendens (bonfire salvia)
Lineage: Eukaryota; Viridiplantae; Streptophyta; Magnoliopsida; Lamiales; Lamiaceae
Product: putative UPF0481 protein At3g02645
Exons: 1
Coding region: 1-609 (202 amino acids)
Source: RefSeq, a predicted model, not a curated record
AUGCUACUUUCUCCUCCUCACCAAAGCCCGAACCCGAAUCCAAUCUGGGACGAGCAACGUUGGAUCAUCUACAUUCGUCAAGCACUAGACCACGAAGAUGAUUUCGACCAAGAAUCCCACAUCCCUGUCUCAAUCUUCAACGUCCCAAAAUUCCUUAUGUGCACCAGCCCGGAAUCCUACGUGCCACAGCUAGUAGCGUUAGGCCCGUACCACCACUCUCGGCCCGAACUAUACGAGAUGGAAAUGCACAAGCUCUCCACAGCCAAAAGAUCGCAAAAAGCUUCCCCGGGCCUCAAAUUGCACAACCUCGUCGACCAAUUAUCCCUGGCCGAGCACAUGUUUCGGGCCUCUUAUCACAAGUUUCUCAAUCUCAACGGCGAAACCUUAGCUUGGAUGAUGGCCGUGGACUCUUGCUUCUUGCUGGAUUUUCUCCAGAGAAAAUCAGGAAGCCCGACACUUAAUUCGGGCCGUAAAACGGGCCUUCAUGAUGCUAUCCUUACAGAUAUUGUCAUGUUGGAGAAUCAAAUCCCACUAUUUUCAUUGAAGAAAACGCUGGAAUUCAUCUCGGGCUCAACGGAUAGUGCGGAUGAUCGUCUCUACGCCAUGUAG